Molecule: messenger RNA, 2070 nt
Organism: Daucus carota subsp. sativus
Lineage: Eukaryota; Viridiplantae; Streptophyta; Magnoliopsida; Apiales; Apiaceae
Product: laccase-11-like
Exons: 6
Coding region: 155-1840 (561 amino acids)
Biological process (GO): lignin catabolic process
Cellular component (GO): apoplast
Molecular function (GO): copper ion binding; hydroquinone:oxygen oxidoreductase activity
Source: RefSeq, a predicted model, not a curated record
UCUGCUUUCUCUCAACUCAUAACAAUUUAUAAUCUAAACUUGCUAUAUAAAUCAAGCCCUGCAAUCCCAUAUCACACACACACACACACAGUUGAAGCAAAAUCUUCUCCCUGAGGAUUUCCUCGGCAAAUUAUCAGCAGCAUAAACGAAAGAAAUGGCCCUUUGUUUUAGACUGUCGCGUGCUCUACUCUUUCUAUUCGUUAGCUGCAUUGCGGCUUCUCUGUUAGCUGAAUCCGCAUUGAAGACGUAUCAGUUUGAUGUUCAAGUGAAGAAUGUGAGCAGAUUGUGCCAUGCAAAACCAAUUGUUACAGUAAAUGGUUUGUUUCCAGGGCCUACUGUAUACGCCAGAGAAGGAGAUCAGAUUCUUAUAAACGUCACGAAUCAUGCACAAUACAACAUGUCCAUCCAUUGGCAUGGUCUGAAGCAGUUCCGCAAUGGAUGGGCUGAUGGACCGGCAUAUAUAACACAGUGUCCGAUCCAAACAGGGAACAGCUACACUUACAAUAUCACUGUUACAGGCCAAAGGGGAACCCUUUGGUGGCAUGCACAUAUUUUGUGGCUAAGAGCAACUGUUUACGGUGCCAUUGUUAUUAUGCCUAAGGAAGGAACUCCAUUUCCAUUCCCCCAGCCUUAUCGCGAAGCUAACAUAGUUUUGGGAGAAUGGUGGAAUGAUGAUGUAGAAACAAUUGUUAAGCAAGGCAAUAAGUUGGGAUUGCCACCACAAAUGUCUGAUGCUCAUACCAUCAAUGGAAAACCAGGACCCCUUUUCCCUUGUUCUGAGAAACAUACUUUUGCGAUGGAAGUUGAGUCAGGGAGAACAUACCUUUUAAGGAUCAUUAACGCUGCACUCAACGAUGAGCUCUUUUUUGCUAUUGCUGGUCACACCCUGACAGUAGUAGAGAUUGAUGCUGUUUACACAAAGCCCUUCACGACGAAUGCCAUCCUCAUUGCACCUGGCCAGACCACAAAUGUACUAGUGAAAGCUGACCAAUCUCCAGGCCGUUAUUUCAUGGCAGCAAGGCCUUUCAUGGAUGCACCAGUACCUGUUGACAACAAAACUGCCACAGCAAUCUUGCAAUAUAAAGGAAUUCCCAACAGUGUGCUUCCUACCUUGCCUCAACUUCCAGCUCCUAACAAUACUAACUUUGCACUAACAUAUAGCAGCAAACUCAAAAGCCUAAACACUCCACAGUUUCCUGCAAACGUUCCCCUUCAAGUUGAUCGCCAUCUUUUUUAUACCGUUGGUCUCGGACAAAAUGCCUGCCCCACCUGCCAGAAUGGAACACAAUUAACAGCAUCCCUGAACAACAUAACCUUUGUGAUGCCAAAGACUGGACUCCUGCAAGCUCAUUAUUUCAACAUCCCUGGUGUGUUUAGGACCGAUUUUCCUGACCGUCCCUUGGCCCCUUUUAACUAUACGGGUGCACCACUCACAGCUAAUCUUGGGACUACUUUGGGCACCAGGUUAAGUAAGCUAAAGUUCAAUUCUACUGUGGAAUUGGUGUUGCAAGACACGAAUCUCCUCACAGUUGAGUCUCACCCUUUCCAUCUCCAUGGCUUCAACUUCUUUGUCAUGGGAAGUGGGGUAGGAAACUUUAACCCCAAGAAAGACCCUGCCAAGUUCAAUUUGGUUGAUCCCCCUGAGAGAAAUACUGUUGGUGUUCCUACUGGAGGUUGGACAGCUAUCAGGUUCAGAGCUGAUAAUCCAGGUGUUUGGUUCAUGCAUUGUCACUUGGAACUCCACACAAUGUGGGGUUUGAAGAUGGCUUUUGUGGUUGAAAAUGGAAAGUCCGUAGACGAAUCUAUCCUACCACCACCUAAAGACCUUCCUCCCUGCUAGAUAUUGAGAAUCAAAGAGAUCCCGAUCUGUUCUUCCAAGCUUGCGUGGCAUGUAAAUUUAGCAAUUUGUUCCAGCAAAGCUGAAUUUCUUGUUUGUUCUGCAGUGAUGCAAUAGAUUCUUCGGUGAAGAUGAUUAGAUUGGGUAAUACAAGAGUAUUUCUUGCUUCUGGGUCUAAAUUGGACCUUCAUGUGUUAAAUAAAACCUGAUCAAUGAAGUUUCAAGUUCAGUUA